AUGCCCUAUCUUCAGUGGUCAACAGAUAAAUAUAUUCGUAUAUUUGUUUUAACUAGUAUUAUGUUUAUAACUUUAGUUGGGAAUAUUUAUAUUAUAUUUAAAUUAAUUUUUCAUCAUCAUCGUACUCGUUUACAGUUAUUUAUACUAAAUUUGGCUAUUGGAGAUUUAACUAUAUGUUUUUGCACGAUGACGUCAGAACUAUUUCUUCUUAUCUAUGAUCAAGAAUGGAUAUUAGGAAAUAUUGCAUGCAAAUUAACAUUGUAUAUUCAAGUUGUGACACUUGCAUCAACGACAUUUAUUAAUGUUGCUAUGACUUAUGACCGGUAA
Rotaria sp. Silwood2 is the source of this 327-nucleotide messenger RNA. The record is from the annotation of a GenBank genome assembly. Lineage: Eukaryota; Metazoa; Rotifera; Eurotatoria; Philodinida; Philodinidae.